AUGUAUUCAGUGUCUUUGAUGCUCGUUUCAUUUGUAAUUCUUUUUGAAAUCAGAGAGAUUUCCACGUUCCCCAUCAAUUAUGGAUCUUCAAUUAAUUCUGUUCAUUCGGACGAUUUGAGUGCCGAGAACGAUGCGGUCAUACGGAAAAAUGAGACUAUGCACGAGUGAGUUGAACAGAUUGACAUAUCUUAGCUGUUUGUAGAGAUAUUAAAAAGUUGUCAACUGAUAAAAUGUACACAAUAUCUUAAUGUACACUUUAUUAGUUUGCAACUUUUCGAUAUCUUUUCAGGCAGCUUAGAUAUAGGUGUCAAGAAUAAACUAGCUGAUUUUUCGUUCAGAAGAGUCCACCACCUUCAAGAAUACUUCAACGGCGUCAGCGAAUCGAAGAGCACUUGGAGGGACUCGUUGUGCAACGCAUUCCAUUCCCUUUUUUUGUACCCUCCAAACUGUUUUGCCGCCAAAGAUGACUGA
Molecule: messenger RNA, 471 nt
Organism: Caenorhabditis sp. 36 PRJEB53466
Lineage: Eukaryota; Metazoa; Nematoda; Chromadorea; Rhabditida; Rhabditidae
Source: the annotation of a GenBank genome assembly